CUCCACCCCGCUCACUUCACUCUCUUCGUUUCUUUUUGGUAGAGAUAACAAAAAACCAAACAUUUCCUUCUUUUCUUCCUUCUAAGCUCUAAGAGAUGUUUCUUUGAGCUUAGGAAAGGAUAAAAAUCAGAUUUCACUUUUCUAGCUUCACUUUAGUGCUCUGUCUUGUAAUUCUCCAAGACUUGUAAAAAUGAGGAAAGAAAAUGUAGUUUCUGCUAAUGUUGUAGCACUUAAUGGUCGAAUUACACGUGCUCGAGCGGCUGCAUUGCACGCUUCUGGACAAUUGCCACCUCUAAAUGCACCUAAUCAACCAGAUCAGAAACGGGUUUUGCAAGCAAAUACAAAAAGAACGGCCUUGGAAGAAAAUAACAUCAAUGUACCUGAAAAUGCAGGUCUUCGGUGUAAGAAGAGAGCAGUGCUUCAGGAUGUCACUAAUGUUUGCUCUAAAAAUUCAUAUAAUAAGUGCUUUAAUGCAACCAAAAUCCAGGCUAAGAGCAGCAAACGGGCUAGAAAAGGGCCAGCCAUUGUGUCCAAAGUGGCCCCAGAUGGAGUAGCACAAGUCCAGCCAACUCAAGCCAAUUUACAAAAAGAACGUAUUCAAGAGAAUGCAAAAAUAGAACCUAAAUUAGAAGUUACAUGCUCUGUUAAUGUUAAAGGAGAUGCUACUCUUCCGUUAAAUAGCAUAAAUGAUGGCAUACAUUGCCAUUGGCUUGUAAAUCAAAGUUCCACAAAGCCUUCACAACCCCAAAGUCCUCCAAGAAAUGCAGAGAAGGUUAGCUUUUCUGGGACCUCAAUAACAUCUAAUGAUCCAGACUUUGUAGACAUCGAUUCAGAUGAGAAGGAUCUUCAACUUUGCAGCCUCUAUGCCCCAGAAAUCUAUAACAACUUGCAUGUUGCUGAGCUUGUCCGCAGGCCAUAUCCUAAUUUUAUGGAGACAAUACAGCGAGAUAUCACUCAAAGCAUGCGGGGAAUUUUGGUUGAUUGGCUUGUGGAGGUAUCUGAAGAAUAUAAGUUGGUGCCUGACACACUUUACCUCACAGUGCAUCUAAUUGAUUGGUUUCUCUCUCAAAAUUACAUAGAAAGACAGAGACUUCAACUUCUUGGGAUCACUUGCAUGCUGAUAGCCUCCAAGUAUGAGGAAAUAUGUGCACCUCGUGUAGAAGAAUUUUGCUUCAUCACAGACAACACUUACAAUAGAGAGGAGGUGCUAAAACUGGAGAGUCAAGUAUUGAAGUAUUUUGGUUUUCAAAUAUUUGCACCUACCGCAAAAACUUUUCUCAGGAGAUUCCUAAGGGCAGCACAAGCUUCUUACAAGUUGCAGAGCCCUAGCAUAGAACUGGAAUACUUGGCAAACUAUCUAGCAGAACUGACACUAAUUGACUAUGGUUUCUUAAAUUUUGCCCCUUCUAUCGUUGCUGCAUCAGCUGUAUUUCUUGCCAGAUGGACUUUGGAUCAAUCAUGUCACCCAUGGAAUCCAACUCUUGAACACUACACCGCCUACAAUGUAUCAGAUCUCAAAACCACAGUUCUUGCAUUACAAGAUUUACAGCUGAACACCAAUGGUUGUCCUCUAAAUGCCAUUCGCCUGAAAUAUAGGCAACAAAGGUUUAAAUCCGUGGCAACCUUUUCUUCUCCAAAACUGCUUGAAACACUAUUCUAAGAAAAAAACCUGGCCACUUCCUGAUGACUUCAAGGGGCUGCUAACCAGAUAACACACUUUUCAGGUGGAAGUUCCCUCUAAAUUUUGCCAUUUCUCAUGAGGUUGCACCUAAUCUACAAUGUUCAUAUUCUAACCUCUUCAUUCAUGUUCAAUCCUGUCCAUAAAUUCUUACAACUCAGGUUUUGGUUCUUCCAAAACUGUAUC
This is a messenger RNA of Durio zibethinus, 1864 nucleotides long. RefSeq names its product cyclin-A2-4-like. Lineage: Eukaryota; Viridiplantae; Streptophyta; Magnoliopsida; Malvales; Malvaceae. Gene Ontology annotation, biological process: mitotic cell cycle phase transition. Gene Ontology annotation, molecular function: cyclin-dependent protein serine/threonine kinase regulator activity. The record is from RefSeq and is a predicted model, not a curated record.